Molecule: messenger RNA, 1308 nt
Organism: Lachancea nothofagi CBS 11611
Lineage: Eukaryota; Fungi; Ascomycota; Saccharomycetes; Saccharomycetales; Saccharomycetaceae
Source: the annotation of a GenBank genome assembly
AUGUUCAGAUCCAGUGUCAAAGUUGCCAGACCUAUUGUGUCCGGCGUCAGCAAGCGCUCGUUGAGCUUUGCUGCCCCACAAUUUGGCGGUGCUCUUCAUUACAAAAACUCACUUUUGCAGAGAGUCAUGAUCACAUCUAGAUCGCAGUCCACAGUUGUUAAAGUGCCUCCAAUGGCUGAGUCGCUUACCGAGGGUUCUCUUAAGGAGUUCAGCAAACAGGUGGGCGAGUUCAUUCAACAGGACGAGCUGCUAGCCACCAUCGAGACUGAUAAGAUCGAUGUCGAAGUGAACGCUCCAGUCUCCGGUAAAGUCUCUAAGCUCAACUUCCAACCGGAUGACACCGUCACUGUCGGCGACGAUUUGGCCGAAAUCGAGGCUGGUGAAGCUCCAGCUGCUGGCGAGCAAUCGCAGGAACAACCUGCCAAGCCUAAAGAAGAAGAGGCGGCUCCAAAGCCUCAAGAAUCUGCACCUCCUAAGGAAGAGCCAAAGCAAUCCACACCACCACCUCCUCCUCCUCAACCGAAGAAAGAAUCAGCUCCUCCAAAGCAAGAAUCAGCUCCUCCUAAGCAGGAGUCUGCCCCAACCCCUUCUGCUUCGUCUGCAAACUUUACCCGUUCCGAACAGAGGGUUAAAAUGAACCGCAUGCGUUUGAGAAUUGCAGAAAGAUUAAAGGAAUCUCAAAACACAGCCGCUUCAUUAACCACUUUCAACGAAUGUGACAUGUCUGCUUUGAUGGACAUGCGUAAACUGUACAAGGAUGAAAUAAUCAAGAAGACUGGUGUCAAGUUUGGUUUCAUGGGUCUAUUCGCUAAAGCGUGUACGUUGGCCGCCAAAGAUGUACCAACUGUUAAUGCCGCUAUCGACGGUGACCAAAUUGUGUACCGCGACUACACCGACAUUUCAAUCGCUGUUGCCACUCCAAAGGGUUUGGUUACUCCUGUGGUCCGUAACGCAGAAUCCAUGACUGUUUUGGACGUCGAGCAAGAAAUUUCUCGGUUGGGAAAGAAGGCUCGUGACGGUAAAUUGACUCUAGAAGACAUGGCUGGCGGCACUUUCACUAUUUCGAACGGUGGUGUCUUUGGCUCCUUGUAUGGUACACCAAUUAUCAACAUGCCACAAACUGCUGUGUUAGGUUUGCAUGGUGUUAAGGAAAGACCUGUUACCGUAAAUGGUCAAGUCGUAUCCAGACCCAUGAUGUACUUGGCUUUGACUUAUGACCACAGACUCUUGGAUGGAAGAGAAGCGGUUACGUUCUUGAAGACAGUCAAGGAAUUGAUCGAAGACCCAAGAAAGAUGAUGCUUAUGUAA